Messenger RNA from Penicillium macrosclerotiorum, 483 nucleotides. RefSeq names its product MARVEL domain-containing protein. NCBI's taxonomy places the organism in Eukaryota, Fungi, Ascomycota, Eurotiomycetes, Eurotiales, Aspergillaceae. The record is from RefSeq and is a predicted model, not a curated record. The transcript has 3 exons. Gene Ontology annotation, cellular component: membrane. The coding region runs from base 1 to 483 and encodes 160 amino acids.
AUGCUGUCCUGGGUUUAUCCGAUUCGAAUUGUCCAGGCGAUAUUUGCCUUCGCUACCAUUGGUCUGACUGCCUAUGUCAUUGCUUCUUUAUAUGACGAGUGGUCCUUCUCCAAUUUGAUCUAUUUCAUGCUCUUCAACGGAUGCUGGACCGCAGUCGUGGCCAUUCCCUACCUUGGUCUCGCGCCUCUGUGGCUACCACGCAUUUCUCACGAAUUCGUGAUCCCCGCCGUUGAAAUCCUCACUAUGGGGCUCUGGCUGAGUGGCUGGAUUGCUAUGGCAGCGAUGAUUCCCAAACCAAACGUGUGUAACUAUGCCAGCUGCCACGGCCUGCAGGCAACUAUUGUGGUGGCUGCUAUUGAAUGGGCCCUUUUCGUGUUCACCAACGUCUAUGCCCUUAUGGACGUCCAUAACUCGAAGCGCAACCGCAAGCUUCAUCAACAGCAGCAAGAAGUCACAGAGGUGACUAACCCUGAGACCGUUUGA